UGUGUUCACUCACCUUUUGCAUAAAUGCAUUGCCCAUUUAAAUAUUAUACCAUAAAGAAAUUUAUCCUUCAGGUUCGAAAUUCUUCUAGUUCUACUACAUUACAUAUUAUUUUUAUCUCGAUAUUAUCAGAAGCUGAAACAGUAAAAAUCGUUGUAGUUUUAAUCAGUUUUUACUGUACGUCUAUGGUUUCUGCUCCUUCCUUUUAAUAAUUAAUAGCGCCUGUCAUAAAAGGCGCAUUUUUAUAACAUGGCGUUUAGACUCCGGAAACUCGGAGAGCAGGAACGGCGAAAUUUAUAAAAUGCUGUUUUAUUUUGCAAAACUAAGCAUGAUUGUUGCGUCUAUGUGGAGACUGGAUCUGCCACCUAUUCCUAAAUUUAUUACUUUCAUGUACCAAUUGUAUUCCGUAAUUCUACAUUUAAUGGUUUAUUCGAUGCCCAUUUUGAUGGUUGCCAAUUUUCCUAGCCUGUUGCAAACUGAUAUAAAUUCAGCCAUCGAAGGAGCUUCGAAAAUGCUCUAUUGUGGGAUUUUAGCCGUUAAGGUAUAUUUAUACGAGUCACAUCGAUGUAGGGAUUUACUCGCCAGAGCUUUAGAAGAAGAAUCGCGCUUGUACGCCAUAAACGAUGGCGAUGUCACUAGAAUUUACAAAGAACACGUCAGAUAUUGUCACAUAUUAAGCAAGUUAUUCUACAUCUCCACUGUGACGUCUUCGGCGACUCUGUGCGGGACAGCUAUUAUAAAUAGUUAUAGCUUCUCUAAAAAUGGUGAUGCAGUGGGAAACAUGCCCAUUCCUCUAUUGUUCUGGUAUCCGUUCGACAGAAACCGACACUGCAUUUGGGUGAUGGCCCAUCAACUCUUAACCGUUGUGGUGGGAAAUGUUUACGCCCUUCCGGUCAUUGUUUACUACAACUCAAUAAUGAUUUACGUGAGGAGUCGUUUGCGAAUACUUCAGCACUAUUUCAGAAACUAUGAUAAAUACUCGAUGCUCAAUGGUGGGCUGACCACCUUGGAAACGCUGAAAUCUUUGUGUGUGAAACACCAGGACUUAAUUAAUUAUGUAGAAGACGUUAAUCGUUCCCUCAAAAAUACAGUGUUUCUGGAAUACUUGGGAAGUUCAAUAAUCCUUGCCACUAUUUUAUACCACGUCAUCGAAACGCAGAGCAGUCAAAGUUUUCAGGGUCACGAUACGAUGUACAAUAGUAUAUUUGCAUUUUAUGUAAGCAACCAGUUGAUGCUUCUGGCGUGGACAUCUGACGAAAUUGCUUUACAGAGCUCUAAUUUGGCAACGGCGCUUUACGAAAGUAAAUGGUUCGAACAAUGUCCAGACUCCAAAAUGUUGAUCAGAAUCAUGAUGAUGGGCUGUCGCAAACCGCUCAGUAUUAGCAUUGGUCCGUUUGGACCGAUGACCAUGUUGUCCGCAUUAUCGCGGCUAAAGCUUGCGUACUCGUACAUAUCAGUGAUGACAUCCUAAUCCAAGAAUGGCACGAGUAUAUUGUUAUCGCAGAGAGAAACCAACCAGGUUUUGAUCAUUUUUGUCGACGAUUUCGGAAUGAACAUGUGUGAUUAUUUCAAGACGGAUGAUAAUAUUUGUUUGAAUGGGAUUAAAAUUAUACUAUUUACUAAAUUUUUGGAUUCCUCCGACUAAGUUUGUAAAUAGAAUUAUAGUAGUCUGUGGAAGUACCUUUAAAACAAAAAGGAUUAAAAAUUACUAUUAAAUUAUUAAAAAUAGCUUAAUUUGUUUCUUAUUUUUAAUACAAUAGAUUACAAUGAAAGUAAACUACGCAAAAAAUGUAUAUUUUAAA
This is a messenger RNA of Cylas formicarius (sweet potato weevil), 1800 nucleotides long. RefSeq names its product odorant receptor 94a-like. Gene Ontology annotation, molecular function: olfactory receptor activity; odorant binding. Lineage: Eukaryota; Metazoa; Arthropoda; Insecta; Coleoptera; Brentidae. The transcript has 7 exons. Gene Ontology annotation, biological process: detection of chemical stimulus involved in sensory perception of smell; sensory perception of smell. Gene Ontology annotation, cellular component: plasma membrane. Bases 300 to 1469 code for a protein of 389 amino acids. The record is from RefSeq and is a predicted model, not a curated record.